AUGGAUGUGGUUGAAGUCCAGACCGGUUCGCCAGUUGUUGCUGGUUCGGAGGUUUUGGACGAUAAUUGCCCACCUAGCUGCCCUAGUGUGCCCCUUCGCACACCUCCACCUCUUUUUCUGCCCUGCGCCCUUCACACGGGAUCCCUCAGCGAAUCCGACCCAACACCGAAACACCCCAAGUCCAGAGCCCUUGCAUUUCCGAGACUUCAGACGACGAACAAGCGAACUUGCUCUAAACUCGCCGUUGGUACCUGUGGCCGCUUUGCAAGCAUCACACAUCUGCAAAUUGACGCCCGUAGUCCACACAGCUGCAUACCUCUACAUAAUCGGACGCUACAAGUCUACCGUCUCCCUAGCUCUACGACAGACGGACCUCAAAAACCACACCCAUCCCCCGCCUCGACAGCACAACUAAAGCAAAGCAUUCCCGCCCGUCCAAGACAGUCCGGCCAGCCCUUCCCUUCGCUGCCUAGUGCUCCAACCAGACUCGAACCCUGGCUCUGCUACCCCCUAUCUUUUCCUUUACCUCGAGCCAUGACGGCGAUCAUGUCGCCAGCCUCGUCUCCAGCGACCUCUCCGCCCGCCAUCACCUCGGCCUCGACUUCAGCCGCUCAUCCCCCGCUUCCUCCGCUCAUAACCUCGCCGCCCGCUCGCAGGAGCACGCUACCGCGGCCAAUGUCGCACGCGUCCAAGAACCGCCUGUCGCAGUACUCGACUGUGAGCUCGAUUCCCUCCCGCUCCCGGCCGCCCUCCCAGCUGUUCCCCAUCUACCCAUCCAGUCUGCCCUAUACGCUGGUGCGAGACUUUGCCUACCCCGUGGGCCAUCCCAUGCACUAUGGUCCUCCACCGGAACCUUCUCGGCCACCCUCGGGCAUGACUACUCCAGCCAGCGAGCAACGGCGCCUAUCCGACCCCCCGACAUCUUGGGAUCGUCAUAGCUGGGAUAACUCAUGGAGCAGCGACGGCUGGGGAAGGGCGAACGAUCUUCCCCCAAUGCAGUUCGCUGAUGGCCCUCCGUGGAGCGAGGAUGAAGACCUUCAGAGCCCUGUGGUCAGUUCGAGACACAAGAAGCACAAGUCAGCUGGCGGCAGUGGCGGCGGCGGCUAUGGUGCGGGAAGGAGUGGCGGUGGUGGUUCGGUCAUGAACCCGAGCAACUACGACCGGGAACGGGGUUACUACGUUGGCACCAGUGGUGAUGGCAGCGAGCGCUACUACGUGAACCAGGGAGGCGAGGCCAACGGGCCGGGCGGCGAGUACGUGACGUAUCCGGCCGACCAGGCGCGUCACAGCGCAUAUCAGGUUGCCGACCAGCAGCCACGCCAGUACGAAGACGAUUACCCAUCCGACUUGGACGACUCCAGCCCUGGCGGCUAUCACGAGACGGACGAAUCGCGUUAUUCGCGCGACUACCAGUUUACAAUCACCUCUCCCGAUGAGGAGAUGCACGGUAAGGCCGUGGCGCUGUACGACUUCCAGCGGGAAGACGAGAACGAGUUGCCUCUGGUGGAGGGUCAGAUCAUCUGGGUGUCGUACCGACACGGACAAGGCUGGCUGGUUGCGGAGGACCCCAAGACGCAAGAGAGCGGUCUUGUGCCGGAGGAAUACGUGCGGCUGCUACGCGAUAUUGAAGGAGGUAUGAAUAGUCUCACCGGCCAGCUUGCCGAAAGCCCUGUUAGCCCGGUGGAAGCGGGAACACCAACUCAGGCGGAACAUACAGCUACUGCCUCUGGCGCAUCAUUUGGCCACACUCCCACACAAAGCCAAAGCUCCAACAGUGGUGGCGGAUCUGGUAUGAAUGGCAACAACACCAGCUCGACACCAAGCUCAAGCUCCAAUACGAAUGGGUACGGGCACAGCCACUCUGGGUCUGAUUACAAGUACCAUCAGCCGGUCCUAUCAACCUUCUCAACGUCAAGCAAGGACCUCGAUCCCUAUCCGCAGCACCUUUUGGGAACACAGGCUGGCCAAGCCCCACCGCAGGUCGUCCACUAUCAUGGACAACGGGGCGGCAGUCAAGCGAACACGCCCACGAAUCUAUUUCAUGAUGCCGGUUUGAUGCGCCGCGGCAGUCAGGACACUGUCGGCAGAAACGAGAGGAAGAGUGGUGAGCAGGGGACAUUGGAGACUCUGCCUGGCGCAAGACUGGAAAAGACAUCGAAAGAAGGUGCAAUGGAAAACCAGAGUAUCAGCGAAGAGGCUGAGCCAGAGGUUGAGACGGAUACCAAGGCCCAAAAGACAGGGGAAGCGGAAGCGGAAGCGGACAGGUGA
Neurospora tetraspora is the source of this 2268-nucleotide messenger RNA. RefSeq lists its product as uncharacterized. Gene Ontology annotation, molecular function: protein binding. The transcript is spliced from 3 exons. The record is from RefSeq and is a predicted model, not a curated record. The coding region runs from base 1 to 2268 and encodes 755 amino acids. NCBI's taxonomy places the organism in Eukaryota, Fungi, Ascomycota, Sordariomycetes, Sordariales, Sordariaceae.